AUUGAAAAUGUAUUUGGUUUGAGGUCUGGCAAAAAAAAAAAAAAAAGGAAACAAAAAACAUAAGCCAAAAUUAACAAUGGACGACGACAACACGAAGCAGCGGGAAACGCACGUGCAACUGCCCGAUGCGAACGUGAACGAAACGGAGACGGACGAGCUGCAACAGCAGCAGCAGCAGCAGCAGCGGCCGCAACAGUCACAGCAGCAACAGCUGCAGCUGGAACUGGAACUGGAGCUGGAGGAAGGAGUUCGGGUGAAGCCGAGAUUUGUAAACUUCGACUGGCAGCAGCGCCAGCAGCUAGACGAGGCCAAGGCUCUCGUCAAGGAUAUGAUUGACUAUAUGCUGUCGGCAAGCGAAACUGAAAAGGAUGCAGAGGAAGCCAGCAAAAUAGUGCAGCUGGAGCAGACAACAGCAGGAGCAGGUGCAGCAGUUGAAGCAGUUGCCAGUUCAGUGCAGUCGACCGAUGCGCGUUUGCAGCGCAUUCUGCGACUGCUCGACUGCUACACCCGCAAUUUGGAGGAACACGUGCUGAGCGUGAGACGCGGCGAGACUUGCACCUGCACGGAGCUACAAUUGACUCAGAACUGUGAGCUGGGCACACAGACUUUGCCCCUGAAUAGCCUGCGAGUGGAUGUCACCAGCACAAUCAGACCCAAGAUCAAUGCCCGAGGCAUUCAGCUGCAAGAACAGCAGCAGCAGCAGGAGCAGCGACAACCACAACAGCAAUCACAGCAGCAACAGCAAACUCAUUCAGAUACAACCUCAACCACACCCGCACCCUUACCUGCAGCAGCAGCCACAGCCACAGCCGCAGUCGCUCCCUGUGAGCGCAGAUAUCACACAAUCACAAUUAGCGCGAAUACCACCUCGGCGUAUGCCUCACGUCCGCGGCCGAACACGCUGCUCGGCCGGAUCGGGCAUACGCUGGGCGACUUUGCUGGUGCCUUCUGCCUGUGCCUGCAGGUGAACAAGGAUUGUGUAUUUUGUCUGGGCUUCUUUAUAGCCUUUGUGAUAAGUGCCAGCUUUCUGACCGCGUUCUUCUAUCGCACCAUUAAUCUGACGCAGUCGUUGCGGCCCAGUCCCAUUGACUCCGGCGAUUCUGCGGCAACGCCCGGCAAUAUGGUCACACUGCGUUUCAACGGCGGCUAUUAUUACAUCUACAACAGCCAGCGGCAGAAUUUUCUAUAAGUCGGAGUCAUCUACUCAAGAUGCGUCAAAGGUGCAAAUUAACAUUUUAUUUUAUGUUUUGAAAACUCCCCUAGAGUAUUAGUCGCGUAUUUUUCUCCCACAUACGUAUGAAAUACUAUUAAAAACAAAAGCAGGCUCCAUUUUGUUUUGGAUACCAAA
This is a messenger RNA of Drosophila mojavensis, 1348 nucleotides long. RefSeq names its product bromodomain-containing protein DDB_G0280777. Bases 77 to 1189 code for a protein of 370 amino acids. NCBI's taxonomy places the organism in Eukaryota, Metazoa, Arthropoda, Insecta, Diptera, Drosophilidae. The record is from RefSeq and is a predicted model, not a curated record. The transcript has a single exon.